AUGAAUAGCGCCAACGGGCAGACAAUUACCGUAUGCGGCAACGUUUUCCGCUUGGUAGAGACUGUUGGACGAGGUUCCUAUGGCACUGUGCAUAAAGCUAUCAACUUAUCGUCCGGAGCGGCCGUGGCUGUUAAAAUGAUUGGUAAAGAUAAAUUACGGCGACCACACGAACGUCAGAGCAUUGAAAAGGAGAUUGAGACUAUGCGUGUGGCUGUGGAGCAAUUUGAAAAUGGUCACCCGCAUAUUGUGCGACUGUUGUGCACGAAGGAGUCGCAGUAUUACAUUUUUAUCGUGCAGGAAUAUUGUGCUGGUGGAGACAUUGCACAGCUGAUGAAGGCGAACAAUGGGUUAGCGGAGGAACAGGCACGGCUUUAUAUGACGCAGUUGGCGUCGGGGUUACAGUUUCUCCGCUCGCAGAAUGUGGUUCAUCGUGAUCUAAAACCUGCCAAUUUGUUGCUUUCAUCGCGGAAUAUGACGACGGCAAAGUUGAAAAUUGCGGACUUUGGUUUUGCGCGCGAGUUGGAGUCGGAGAUGAUGGCUGAGAGUGUUGUGGGCUCGCCGCUCUAUAUGGCACCGGAACUAUUGGAGUACAAGGGUUACGAUGCUAAAGCAGAUUUGUGGUCGGUUGGCAUCAUCUUGUACGAGAUGAUUGCCAACGAACACCCGUUCCUGGUAGUGGAUAAUCGUCACGCAACUAAUCACUUGGCACUGCGCCGUAAUAUUCAUCGAUAUUUUGAGCAUUAUGGCCAUGUUCGACUCCCGAAGAGGGUCGCUGUGUCUCGUGAGUGUGAGCGAUUAGUAGAGGCACUAUUACGGCUUGACCCACGCAAGCGCAUUUCGUUUGAGGAUUUCUUCCGCGAGCCAUUCUUAUUACCGCCUAUUCCGGCAGAUGCUAGCGAAGGCACAAACAUUUUUGAUUUGGACAGCUCCGAGACAAAGCAGCCUCUUGUUGCCGGAAACCAGCCCGAAUAUGAGGAUUGGGCUACCUGUAGUGACGAAUACGUGAUGGUGGAAAAUGAGUAUGAGGACGUUGGUCGGAAGGUUCUUGACGGCCAAGAUCUGAACGUAGACCUGGAUGAAAAGGCAACACAGACGAAGCUCCAUAUGAAAGAGCGUGUAUCCGUAACUGUUGCAGACGCUGCCAUAGUCGAUGGAAGUAUUGAGAUCAGAGACUUUGUGGUUGAUACGUCUUCUCCCCGAAACGAGAGAAUUACACCUGGAUCUGUGAUUGCACCAAUGCCGACUGAGUUGGAGAGAGAUGCUAAAAUGCCAGCACGGGACGUGAUUGCGGCAGCCAAAAAUGACAACUGGUUGGUCGGCGAGCGCCGUCAAUGGGUGACCGAUGAUAACCGUCUUGAGGAAUUGCUGGGCAUUUGCUACAAGAGUUUCUCGUGUGGUAGCGUAGCACUCUUCGUGCCCACACCAUUUGGCGAUUACAUUGCAUUUCAUGAAGGAUGCCCUCAUUAUUAUUUGUCCGAAGAAUCAAUUGCAGCAUCUAAGAAAGACGACAGAAACCCUCCGUACGUUCUUGGUCAUAUCGUCUACAUUGAAGAUCAUGAAACCACGGAUAAAUUAAAUCCAUUCUGUCUCCGAGAAGGAACCAAGUAUCAUGUGGUGUCUGUAACACCCUUAGCAACGUCAUCCCAUGAUGCAAAUGGCAGUGUCGGGACGACGGGCAAUUCGUCUGCAUCCGAUGAGCUACCACUUUCACAGGUCCUAACUGGUCGUACAGUGUCAAGUGAUACGGAGGAUAGCGGUAUGCACGAAGCCGUGGAUGAGCUGCGUUGUAGCGAUACCGCGUAUGACUCUAUUGAGCAUCAACGGAUAUCAUUCCGUAGUUUUCAAAUUAGUUCACUGGCGUUAUUUUUUCUCAAAGGAGGAAAGUUGCCAUAUGUGGCAUUCAAUGAGGGAGCACCACACUAUUAUCUAGCAAACGAGUCCAUCCAGGCGGCAAUUUUGGGAGUGGGGAGUGAUCGUACCCCACCUGCUUAUAUUUGCGGUGAAAUUAUCUUUAUUGAUACUUUUCAUGCAAUUGAGGAUUUUAAUCCGUAUCGCUUACCAUAUGGCACUCGAUUCCAUGUUGUAACAGUUGCCAACCCAAAAAGAACGUGA
Molecule: messenger RNA, 2112 nt
Organism: Peronospora belbahrii
Lineage: Eukaryota; Oomycota; Peronosporomycetes; Peronosporales; Peronosporaceae
Source: the annotation of a GenBank genome assembly